UUUUUAAUGUAUGCACGAGGUGGAGGGUCGCGGUUAUAACCCGUCUGCCGCUUGGCACGGUCUGCUCUCCUGCUGAUGGCGAGUAAUGGCCGGGACUCGGCUGGUAACAUUGUGUCUCAGCUCUCGCAGCUGGCUGACAGGCAUUUGUAUUUAGUUCGGAGUAUUAGCACCGGCUUGGCUAUAGCAGGAGCCUUUUUGUUUGCAAAGAGUAUAAAACUGACCACAAAGUUCACUAACGCUAAAGGCAUUCCUGAGAAAUUUAUAAGGAAGAAUGUUAAACUUCAGGGGAAAUUACGUUGUAUUACGGAACAAGGUCUAGAAGUUGAACAUAUACCCAUUACUCUUCCUAUUGUUUCAUUUUUUCAAAAGAAAUGGCAUUCGGAUGGAAGUUUGCUCAUCAGACUUGCGGGAGUGGAGCUGACUGGCUGUGGCAAGAUCUGGUUACGAAACAGACUGCAUCCUUCUCAAAUGUUAUGGUUUCAGCUUCUUAGCAGAGAAGAUUCUGUACUUGAUUGUUUCAUUCUGGUCCACAGGAGAGGACUUUUCAAUGAGUGCCUGAAUGUGGAGAUCUUAAGGCAAGGGCUUGGAAAAGUGUCUCGCGUUCCGAGGAUAGAUGAACAUCCAACACUUUGGAAAUUUUAUAAGAGACUCUUGCAAGCAGAAGUCAAGGCGCAGAAAAAAGGAAAAGGCAUGUGGAAACGGGAAAGCCAGCUCAACAUGUUGACCAAUAAAAUGUUGAAUAAUAAUAUUGUACAAAAACUGAAACAACUUGCUAGUAAUAUAGUGAACUACUGGAAAAAAUACAGAACCUGAGUUUA
Molecule: messenger RNA, 818 nt
Organism: Spea bombifrons (plains spadefoot toad)
Lineage: Eukaryota; Metazoa; Chordata; Amphibia; Anura; Pelobatidae
Gene: MISO1
Product: chromosome 3 C3orf33 homolog
Exons: 5
Coding region: 76-813 (245 amino acids)
Source: RefSeq, a predicted model, not a curated record